Chlamydomonas reinhardtii is the source of this 4074-nucleotide messenger RNA. RefSeq lists its product as uncharacterized. The transcript is spliced from 8 exons. The record is from RefSeq and is a predicted model, not a curated record. The coding region runs from base 35 to 3373 and encodes 1112 amino acids. Gene Ontology annotation, molecular function: DNA binding; DNA polymerase binding. Gene Ontology annotation, biological process: DNA replication preinitiation complex assembly; mitotic cell cycle; regulation of DNA-templated DNA replication initiation. Gene Ontology annotation, cellular component: nucleus. NCBI's taxonomy places the organism in Eukaryota, Viridiplantae, Chlorophyta, Chlorophyceae, Chlamydomonadales, Chlamydomonadaceae.
CAUUAUAGCUAGGUAUCAGGGUAUCACAAGAAGGAUGAAGCGUAGGAGUCGAGGCGAACAAAUGCUCGCCGCGGCGGGCGUGUCCCCCGGAAACGUGCUGAAGCCGGCGCAGCAAAUCAACCAGGCUCCCAACUCACCCGAGUCUGGUGACGCCAAGUCACCUCCAGCGAAGCGUCUGCGCUCAGCUGUUAAGGCGCCAUUGCAACCGUCGCCCAGCCAGGCCGCGCAGAAGGACGACGACAGCGCUAUGGCGCCAAUUCAGGAGACUGUUAAACUAUCGCCGGACCUGGAGCUGCUGGCAGCCAUGUUCGAUGCGCUCCAGACGGGUCGCAUGAUGCUGAAGCGGCGCGCGGAGAAGGUCACCUACAACAGCGUGAAGCACGUCGUGGAGAAUGUUACCCGGCGCGAGUUUCGGGUGGAGCACCUGGCCCAAAUGAAGGGGCUGCGGCCUGAGUCGUUCGAGUGGCAGUACAUCCGGACGGCGCCGCCUGGCAACCCGCUGCAGCUGGAGACGCAGCUGCUGCUCACCUUUGACCGCGCCGCCGCCGUGCUGGGUCCCGACGGCGGUAGCGUGGGCCGCUACAGCGCCGCCGCCGAGAACGCUGAGUUCCGGGCGGCGCUGGCGGCGUGGGCGGGAGCCAACAAGCCGGACCCCGUGACCGGCCAGCUGCCGCUGCUGCCUGUCGCGCCGCUGCCGCCGCGCCCCUCCGGCGCCAGCGGCAGCACACCCACCCGCGCCGCCUCGCUGCCUCUGCCGGGCGUAGCCGCCGGCGGCGGCCUGCCGCCGCUGCCCGCCGCCGCCAGCCCUGCUGCCAGCGCGGGCGCAGGCGGCGCCGUCGCUGCGGCGGGCGGAGCCGGCCCUCUGCGCCACGCCGCCAGCUGCCCGCCGGGCGCUCUGCCUGACAUGCAGGCCUCUCCCAGCGGUGUCUCAGUCGGCCCCUCCCCCAGCGGCCUCACACGUAGCCGCUCCCGCCGCGCCGGUCCCGGCGCCGGUGCCGGCCUGGCGCCCGCGCUCACGCCCAUUCCCGAGUCGGAGGCGGCUGCCGCCACGCCCACACGCCACACCCGGCCCUCAGCAGCAGCGGCGGCGGCAGCCGGCGGCGGCGGCGCCGCCGUCACACCGCCCUCCAGCCGGCCGCGUAAGAAGCUGGGCCUGGGGAAGGCGCUGGCGGACGCUGCUACAGCCGGCGACAGCGACGGCAGCAGCAGCGGCAGCGGCUCGGAGGACGGAGCCGGCGCGGGGCUGGGGGUGGUGGUGGUGGGGGUGGACGAAGGCGCGGGGCUGGAGCUGACGCAGCAGCAGCCCCGUCAGCGGGCUGGCGAGGAUGUCGAGAUGGAGGAGGCGGAGGUGGGAGAAGCGAAGCGUAAGCGUGCCGACGGCGAGUCCCCCUGCCGCACUGGCGCUGCCGGCGCCGCUGGCGCCGGAGUGAUAGCGGUGACGCCGGAGGGCAAGGGCGUGCGGCCGGGUGGGGCGGCGGCGGCGGCCGCGAGCGGCGGCGGGCCGGGCAGCGCGGGCGGCGUGGGCGGCGGCGCGGGCGGGCAGGUCGGCACGCCCACCAGCCACCAGCAGGCGGCGGCGGUGGGUGCGGGGCUGGACCCGGCCAGUGUGUCGCGACUGCACCGCAUGCUGUCGCCGGCGGCGCUGCAGCGCAUCCAAGCCAACGAGGCGGCGGCGGCGCAGCAGACGCCCGAGGCCAAGCGGCGCGCCGAGCUGCGGCGGGCGGCGCAGCUGCUGCCCACGGCGCACGAGCUGGUGCGGCUGGUGUUCGGCGUGUCCGGACCCACCAUCAAGCCGCUCAAGCAGGUUACGCAGCUCAUGGUGGAGCGCUGCAUGAGCCGCACCGGCCUGCGCGAGGUCGAGGCUCACAACGCCCUCUUCGCCCUGGCACGCGCCGCCCCCGAGUUCCUGCGCAUCGAGGAGCCGCGCACCCUGGCCGACGGCUCCGCGCGCCCGCGCUCCGUGGCCAUUGUGCGGAAUGCAGGAGCUGCAAAAGGAGGAGGUGGUGGAGGAGGAGGCGGCGCGGCGGGCGGGUCGCCUGGCGGCGCCGGCGCGGCGAUGAACGUGUUGGCGGCGAAGCUGAAGGCGAUGGCGGCGGACCCCGACGCCGCGGUGGAGGUGCUGUUUGGGUCGGGCCGCAACGCGGCGGCUGCGGCGGCUGCGGCGGCGGUGCAGGCGGUGCAGGCGGGAGGAGACAGCGCCGCCAAGGGCCGGCCGGUGGUUGUGGCGGGGGCGGCGGCUGGUGCGGCUGCGUCGUCGCCGGCGGGCGGCGUGUCGCGGCCGGCGGCGGCGGACAGCCCCACCCUGACGGCUGCCGGGGCCGGCAAGGGGGCGGUGGAGACGGGUGGCGGUGGCAGCCCGACAGGCCGGCUGCGGCCGCGCGCUCUGCUCCUCGACGACGCCGCAGAGCCGAACGCCGCUGCCGGAGCAGGGACAGCAGCCGGCGGGGUGGGGCAGGUGCUGCUGGCGGACCUGCCGCCGCCGCCGCCCUCUGCGCGCAAGCGGCCGCCGGGUCUGCCGCUGGCACCGCCCUCGCCCGCGGUGCACCGCACCGGCAGCUUCAACGCCGCAGCCGGCCUGGCGCCGCCGCCGUCGCCGCUGAUGCUGGCCCGCGCCGCCGGCCGGCCCGACGUGCCGCCGCCGGCGCUGUCGUCGCCGCUUGUCAAGCCAAAGCAUCUGCAGCACGGCGACAGCGGUGCGGGCGGCGUGGGCGGUGCGCUCCGCGCCGGCGGUUUGUUCGGCACCCCCUCCAAGCCCCCCAACCUUGCAACCGGUCAGCAGCAGCAGCCGGGGUUGAUGUCGCCGCCGCCGGCCAGCAAACCCUCUCCGGCAGCGGCGCCGCCGCCGCCGCCUGGUGCCAUCGAGCUGAUGCAAAAGCUCGCUAGCCGGCCAGCGGCAUCGCCCGCGCCCAAGGCCUCACCGGCGCCCGCGACCGCCGGCGCAGCCGCCACUGCCGGCAAGCUCCUGUCACCGCCGGCAGGCGCUGGGGCAGGCGUCUCGCUCACGCCGUCAAAGGGCGCGCCGCCGCUCACGCCGUCUCGGGGCGGCGGUGCUGCCGCAGGUGCUGCUGCUGCCGCUGGCGGUCGCACGCCGGGUCGCACGCCGGGCCGCAGCGCGGCUCAGGAGGCGCUGUUGGCGGGCAGUGCGCGGCGGAGCAGUGCGCGGCGCAGCCGCAUGGCCAUCCUGGCGGCGGCGGACGACGACGGCGACGACGGACGCGGGGAGGGCGCCGGGCUAGGUGGGCUGGGAGGCGGCGGGAGCCGUGUGGGCGUGCUUGCGGUGGACCUGGCGGCGGCGGCGGCAGCCGGGGCGGGGGCGGCGGCGGGAGGCGAGGAGAGGCCCAAGCCGCGGAAGCUGAUGCUGGGGGAUGAUUGAGGAUGGAGCUGCGGGCGGGGGAGUGGGGGUAGGCCGGCAGGUUGGGGUGAGUUAAGCGUGUGUGUGUGGCAGCUGGGCGGACGAACGCAGUGGGGGUGCGGGGGCUCGCGGCGGGUCAAGGACUCAAGGCCUGACGGGGCUUGAGGUACAGGUAACUCCGCUUGGGGGCCUAAGUGGGACGCGGGCGUGUGGUUGCUGCAGCUGGCGUGCGCAGGUGCGAGCAUGGUGCGGAUGGGUGGCGAUUUGCGGCGAAUGGCGUGCAGUGCUGGUGGCCACGGCGGUGGAGGACGCGGCUUGCAGGAAUGCAUAGUCAGGACUCAGGAGUGUACGGCAUGGGUGUGCCCCCUUGGCGGCGUAAGGCGAUGCCGGGUGAGCCGGUGAGGGUGAGGGCGCAGGCUUGCAUGGAUGGCAAACAAACGCGUAAAGGCACACAGCAUCGCAUACAGAAGUCCUGCGUGUUUCCUUCGCUUGUGGUCUCUAACAACAGAAAGCAGGUGCCUAGAGAGUCAAAGACGGUGCUGGAUUGCUGGUGGCAGUGGUGAACUGGUGAUGGCGGGGCCGGCGCGCAGGACUGGCCAGUGCCGUGGUGGUGUGCCAUUGUGCCGGGAUGCAGAGGGAGCCGCUGCGAGGGUUUCGUAGCAUAGACGCACAGUUGAACACAAGACCAUCACGUAUUGUAAGGUUUGUAACACGCACUGCAA